Moneuplotes crassus is the source of this 670-nucleotide messenger RNA. NCBI's taxonomy places the organism in Eukaryota, Ciliophora, Spirotrichea, Euplotida, Euplotidae. The record is from the annotation of a GenBank genome assembly.
AAGGAUGGAGAGGAAAUUUCCGGAUAGAGUAGAAGACCUUACUUGUCUCUUUGCUGAAUUUGGACAACUUGCAGCGAAAUAUAAAGCCGUGGAUUUGGCAAUAGGUACUCCAGAGCAAGAUCCUCCUCAAUUUUUAAAGGAUCAGCUUAUUGAAGCAGUGCAUACAGGACCACACCAGUAUCAUCACCCUAGAGGUUACCCACCACUUAGAGAAUCUUUAGCAAAGCAUUACUCAGAAUAUUACAAAGUUCUGGAAAGAGAUCUCGACCCACAGACUGAAAUCCUGGCGACAGCUGGUGGAGUAGCUGGCCUAUACUGCUCAUGAAUGGCUCUUCUUUGAGAAGGAGAUGAGAUCGUCUCUUUUGAGCCUUUCUGGCCUGGCUUCAUCAACAUCGCAAAACCAGCUGGAGCAACUUUGAAGGGAGUUCCGCUAAAAAUGGUAAAAGAUACUGAAUCAAAGACAAUUUCCUGGGAAUACGAUUGGGAUCUUCUGGAAGAAACUCUUAGUGAGUCCACCAAAAUGCUCAUGUUGAUAAACCCUCAGAGCCCGGGAGGCAGAGUCUUCACUGAAGAAGAGAUAGCAAAGAUAUCUGAAAUUAUUGACAGAAAGUGCCCAAACUGCUACGUCCUUUGUGAUGAUGUAUAUGAUUUCUUACGUACAUUUUGCUAA